GUCGCGCGAUUUAAAAUAAAACCGCACGGAGUCGCGAGGGGACCCUGGAUUCUCCAAAUGCCUUCCAGUGGAACAAGAAGUGUCUCGCUCCUCUUCCUCCUGUAGGACCUCCUCCUCCACCUCCUCCUCCUCCUCCUCCUCCUCUUCCUCCGCGACCCAUCGCAGCGGCUCGCGCGGUCACGAGUGGAAGUGGAAUUGACCAAUUAUCCAUUUAACUUUCCUCCUUAAAGACCGCGAGCUCCCGCCGCGCCGUCAAGUGCCGCUAGUCCCACGACAACAACAGCAACAGCAACCGCACGCGCGAGGAGAAGUAGACGCGCGGGAACAGCGAGGAGGGCUUCGACGCUUCGACGCGCAGGAACAGCGAGGGGGGCUUCGACCACUCGACGCUUCGACGCGCGGGUCUCACGCUCCAGAUGACGUCCGUCCCCGCGCGGCACUGAGCCGGUAAACGGGAGAGCUCACGGUGCGCCGACAGGAAGCGGAGGAGGAGACUCUAAUCAUGGACGCGCUGUGCCGCUCAGCGGGAAUAUUCGGUGGCUCGCCCUCCGCGAUGCCCCGUGCGCCAGCGGGAGUCAGCCGCGCGCUCACCUCCAGCAAGCCACUCGCGUUUUCGAUCGAACGGAUUAUGGCGCGGGAGACCCCGGAACCCGCGCGGUCGAUACCGUUCCUCCCCCACCUGUUCGCGGCGCACGCGGGGAAGGGGGACGGGAAGCAGCCGCCGUCCGCUGCGUUGCACUGCGUGCUGCCCUUCGUGCCGCUCGCGUACGACGCGGGCCACAAGCUGGUGAACCUCGCGGGGGGGCUGGACCACGCGGGACCCUUCGACGGCUCCGUGCGCCACGCCGCCGACUUCCUUCACGGCGUAGGGCUGAACUACAAGCACGAGCAGCCCGAGCUAGGGGGGGGACAGUACAAACUCUUUCGGCCGCGCGUGGUCAACCAGUCGUCGUUCCACGCGUUGGGGGACACCGCAGCAACCGCCGCGUGCUACCUGUCUCACUGCGGGGAGACCCCCGCGGGCCCACCGCCCCCUGCCCUCCCCUCGGCCGGCCCCCCCGCGGGGCUCGUGAACCUCCACCCCAUGGCCUCCUACUUCUUCCACGCGCCGCUGCACCACGCGCGCCACAAAGCCUUCCUCGCGGAGAAGGGCAAAGCGGAGCGUCACGCAACGGGAGACGCGAGCUUCAAGGAACUGCAGCUGCACCGCGCGCACCUGCUGUCCGACAAGAUGCUCAAAGGCGCCGCCAAACUCGGUGGGGGCUCGUGCGCCAACGGCGGGAAGUCCAAAGUGUUCACGUGCGAAAUCUGCGGGAAGGUGUUCAACGCCCACUACAACCUCACUCGCCACAUGCCCGUGCACACCGGCGCGCGUCCGUUCGUCUGCAAGGUGUGCGGGAAAGGCUUCCGGCAGGCGAGCACGCUCUGCCGCCACAAGAUCAUCCACACUCAGGAAAAACCGCAUAAAUGCCACCAGUGCGGGAAGGCGUUCAAUCGCAGCUCAACGCUCAACACGCACACGCGCAUCCACGCGGGAUACAAGCCCUUCGUCUGCGAGUUCUGCGGGAAAGGAUUCCACCAGAAAGGGAACUACAAGAACCACAAGCUGACGCAUAGCGGGGAGAAGCAGUUCAAGUGCUCCAUCUGCAGCAAGGCCUUCCACCAGGUGUACAACCUCACCUUCCACAUGCACACGCACAACGACAAGAAGCCCUUCACCUGCCCCACGUGCGGCAAGGGCUUCUGCCGGAACUUUGACCUGAAAAAACAUAUCCGGAAACUGCACGAGUCUUCCGGCUCCCCGCAGAGCGCGGGUGAGACGCAGUGAGCCCCCCCUUCCCCCACCCCGAGAUCACACAUAUUUACGCAGAGCGCGCGGGGGCCCCGCGGGAUUGGGGCCCCCACCUCCGAGACGUCACCUGGACCCCCCGCGGUCUCCCCUCAUUGGUUCGUUCUGGUCUCCAGCUCAGGAUUCUUGUGAAGUGUUCUCCUAUUUAUUGAAGUGGUUCCACCGUUGUACUCUGAGAUGCAGAAGGGGGUCCACCGGAGACCCGACCGUCUGAGGACCGACCUACACAACGUGUGUCCACACCCUGGUUGAAUAAAUGCUUAAA
This is a messenger RNA of Gadus morhua (Atlantic cod), 2114 nucleotides long. RefSeq names its product FEZ family zinc finger 1 (gene fezf1). Gene Ontology annotation, cellular component: nucleus. Lineage: Eukaryota; Metazoa; Chordata; Actinopteri; Gadiformes; Gadidae. Gene Ontology annotation, molecular function: DNA-binding transcription factor activity, RNA polymerase II-specific; RNA polymerase II transcription regulatory region sequence-specific DNA binding. The record is from RefSeq and is a predicted model, not a curated record. Gene Ontology annotation, biological process: embryo development; regulation of transcription by RNA polymerase II.